This is a messenger RNA of Chanos chanos (milkfish), 1535 nucleotides long. RefSeq names its product RAB3A interacting protein (rabin3) (gene rab3ip). Gene Ontology annotation, molecular function: guanyl-nucleotide exchange factor activity. The transcript is spliced from 10 exons. Gene Ontology annotation, biological process: exocytosis. The record is from RefSeq and is a predicted model, not a curated record. Gene Ontology annotation, cellular component: Golgi to plasma membrane transport vesicle. NCBI's taxonomy places the organism in Eukaryota, Metazoa, Chordata, Actinopteri, Gonorynchiformes, Chanidae. Bases 13 to 1332 code for a protein of 439 amino acids.
GAACUCAGGGCAAUGGCCAGCGAACCCCUCGAAGGCUUCCAUGAGGUGAACCUGGCUUCGCCCACCACCCCAGACCUGCACGGCGUCACUGAUCCACGUCCACCCAAGCAGAAUGCCCCGCCCACUACCCUCUACCGCACACACUCCCUCACCUCCAGUCCUUGCCCACCCAAUGCUCUCCGCGCAGACCAGCUGCCAACUCAGCCUGUCUACUCUACCCCUCGCCACCUGGACACUGAGGAACCCUACAAUGGCAGUGUUCCAGGAUUGGAGUCUGCAGCCUCAGGCUGUCACCAGGAGGCAGGGGCAGUUGAAGGAGGUGUCCCAAUCUGUGAGGAGGGAGAGGAUCCUCUGGGCCUGAGCACAGACAGCCUGUCGCGCCUUAGAAGCCCCUCAGUGAUGGAAGUAAGAGAGAAAGGGUAUGAGAGGUUGAAGGAGGAGCUUGCCAAAGCACAACGGGAGCUUAAAUUAAAAGACGAAGAAUGUGAAAGGCUAUCUAAAGUCAGGGACCAACUCGGGCAGGAACUGGAAGAGCUCACUGCUAGCCUAUUUGAGGAGGCCCACAAGAUGGUGCGUGAGGCUAACAUGAAGCAAUCUACUGCAGAGAAGCAGCUAAAGGAGGCCCUUGGCAAGAUUGAUGUCCUCCAGGCGGAAGUGGCGGCCCUGAAGACCUUGGUGCUCUCCACUUCACCCACCUCCCCCUGUAAGGAGCUGCCCUCGGGUCCCAAGGCUCCUUUCAAGAAGGGCCACGCUCGCAACAAGAGUACCAGCAGUGCCAUGCUGGGGAGCCAGCAGGAGCUCAGUGUCACUCAACCGAUUGUCCGCGAAUGCAAAGAGGUGGACACGCUCCUGUUCACGGAGUUUAAGGCGUGGAAGGAAGAGCCCACCCUGGACAGGAGCUGUCCCUUCCUAGAGCGGAUCUACAGAGAGGACAUCUAUCCAUGCCUCACUUUCUCCAAGAGUGAGCUGGGGUCAGCUAUCCUGGAAGCUGUGGAGAGGAACACGUUGAGUGUGGAGCCAGUGGGCUUUCAGCCCCUUCCUGUGGUGAAGGCAUCUGCUGUGGAAUGUGGGGGACCAAAAAAGUGUGCUCUCAGUGGCCAGACCAAAACCUGCAAGCACAGAAUCAAGUUCGGCGACUCCAGCAACUACUACUAUGUGUCUCCUUUCUGUCGGUAUCGGAUCACAUCUGUUUGCAACUUCUUCACCUACAUUCGCUACAUCCAUCAAGGCCUGGUCAAACAGCAAGAUGCAGAACAAAUGUUCUGGGAAGUCAUGCAGUUACGGAAGGAGAUGUCGUAUGCCAAGCUGGGAUACUACAAGGAUGAACUGUGACUGAGUACUCACCUUUCACUGGAUCCCACCAAGUGAAACACAGGAGAGUUCCUCGAUCUCCUUAAAGGUGUUUUAGAGGGACCGUCUCUUAGUUCACCAAUCAGCCAAUCCUCCAUCACAUCUCAUUCCAGAAGACGUGUGUCAUGUCCUCUGCUUGAUGUGUGUAAACUGUCCACCGUUUAUCCAUUCCUGCUCAUACUGAA